UAAUUCGUAUUUCGUACAACAUUUAACUCCGGGCGUAAAUGUUUUGAUUUUAGUAAAGGUUAAAUAUUUUGCUUCGUGCGUGAAAUAGGACUAAAUAAAUAAAAUGUCCCUAGCUAAAUUAUUUACAGUUACUUCUAGAGUGAGAUCUAGUGCUGCUGGCGGAAUUGUACUUCGUCAUGCUCAGUACAGCACCCCUAGUGACAACAAGGGCGAAAAAGUGUACCCGCCACAGGUGCCAGGCUACAUGUAUGUAAAUGCAGAAGAAUUGGACAUGAGUUUCAGAGCUAUGACAGACAGAGCAGCACAGACAAUGUUCUGGACUGAAUUGGCAAGAGGUUUUGCAGUAACAUUAGCUCAUAUCUUCAAGGAGCCGGCUACAAUUAACUAUCCAUUUGAGAAAGGGCCUUUGUCACCAAGGUUUCGAGGGGAGCAUGCUUUAAGGAGGUACCCAUCUGGAGAGGAAAGAUGUAUUGCAUGUAAAUUAUGUGAAGCUAUCUGUCCAGCACAGGCAAUCACAAUAGAAGCAGAGGAGCGUAAGGAUGGUUCGCGGCGAACAACUCGCUACGACAUUGACAUGACCAAAUGUAUCUACUGUGGCUUCUGCCAGGAAGCCUGCCCUGUUGAUGCUAUAGUCGAGGGGCCAAACUUCGAGUUCUCUACGGAAACACACGAGGAAUUACUCUACAACAAAGAGAAAUUGCUCUCGAAUGGCGACAAAUGGGAGAGUGAGAUUGCUGCAAACAUCAAAGCCGAUCAUCUAUACCGCUGAUUAAAAUCAGAUACUGAUUUUUAAGUAGAAUGUAGUAAUAUUGUAACAUAUAAUACAAUUUUUUUUUUCGUGUAAUUUAAUUGUUAAUAAUCUGUAGUUAAAACAUCUUCUUUGUGAACAUAAAUAAUUCAGUUGUUAUUAAAGCAAUGCAUUGGUGUAACUACAUUCUAUUUUAAGCUCUUGUUGUUAGUUGAUGCACAUUUCAACAUAACAACUAUGUUCUGUAAACGAUGGAUAUAUAGCAGUAAUUAAAUUAUGUUCUAGAAUAUACAGAUACGUGCA
Messenger RNA from Leptidea sinapis, 1051 nucleotides. It is a transcript of the gene Ndufs8, whose product is annotated as NADH-ubiquinone oxidoreductase subunit 8. Gene Ontology annotation, molecular function: NADH dehydrogenase activity; 4 iron, 4 sulfur cluster binding. NCBI's taxonomy places the organism in Eukaryota, Metazoa, Arthropoda, Insecta, Lepidoptera, Pieridae. The record is from RefSeq and is a predicted model, not a curated record. Gene Ontology annotation, biological process: mitochondrial respiratory chain complex I assembly; mitochondrial electron transport, NADH to ubiquinone. The coding region runs from base 104 to 769 and encodes 221 amino acids. Gene Ontology annotation, cellular component: membrane. The transcript has 5 exons.